AUGGCCACUGUCAUUCCUGGUGAUUUGUCAGAAGUAAGAGAUACCCAGAAAGCCCCUUCAGGGAAACGUAAGCGUGGUGAAACCAAACCAAGAAAAAACUUCCCUUGCCAACUGUGUGACAAGGCCUUUAACAGUGUUGAGAAAUUAAAGGUUCACUCCUACUCUCACACAGGAGAGAGGCCCUACAAGUGCACACAACAAGACUGCACCAAGGCCUUUGUUUCUAAGUACAAAUUACAAAGGCACAUGGCUACUCACUCUCCUGAGAAAACCCACAAGUGUAAUUAUUGUGAGAAAAUGUUUCACCGCAAAGACCACCUGAAGAAUCACCUCCACACCCACGACCCCAACAAAGAGACCUUCAAAUGCGAGGAGUGCGGCAAGAGCUACAACACCAAGCUCGGCUUCAAGCGGCACUUGGCCCUGCACGCUGCCACCAGCGGCGACCUCACCUGCAAGGUGUGUUUGCAGACUUUUGAGAGCACGGGCGUGCUCCUGGAGCACCUGAAGUCGCACGCGGGCAAGUCCUCUGGGGGCGUGAAGGAGAAGAAGCACCAGUGUGAGCACUGCGAGCGCAGGUUCUACACCCGGAAGGACGUCCGGAGACACAUGGUGGUGCACACGGGGAGAAAGGACUUCCUCUGCCAGUACUGUGCACAGAGAUUCGGACGGAAGGAUCACCUCACUCGACACAUGAAGAAGAGUCACAACCAAGAGCUUCUGAAGGUCAAAACUGAACCGGUAGAUUUCCUGGACCCUUUCACCUGUAACAUGUCUGUGCCUAUAAAAGACGAGCUCCUGCCGGUGAUGUCCUUACCUUCCAGUGAACUCUUGUCCAAGCCAUUCACAAACACUCUGCAGUUAAACCUCUAUAACACUCCGUUUCAGUCCGUGCAGAGCUCCGGAUCUGCUCACCAAAUGAUCACAACUUUACCUUUGGGAAUGACGUGCCCCAUAGAUAUGGAUGCUGUUCACCCCUCCCACCAUCUUGCUUUCAAAUGCCCAUUCAGUUCUACCUCAUAUGCAAUCUCUAUUCCUGAGAAAGAACAGCCGUUAAAGGGGGAAAUUGAGAGUUACCUGAUGGAGUUACAAAGUGGUGCACCCUCUUCAUCCCAGGAUUCUCAAGCGUCGUCAUCUAAGUUAGGGUUAGAGCCUCAGAGCGGGUCCCUGGAUGACGGUGCCGGGGACCUCUCGCUGUCAAAGAGCUCUAUUUCCAUCAGUGACCCCCUCAACACACCAGCAUUGGAUUUUUCUCAGCUGUUCAAUUUUAUACCAUUAAAUGGCCCUCCUUACAAUCCUCUGUCAGUGGGGAGCCUCGGGAUGAGCUAUUCCCAAGACGAAGCGCAUUCUUCUGUUUCUCAGCUGCCCACCCAAACACAGGAUCUCCAGGAUCCUGCGAGUGCCGUGGGUCUCGGUUCUCUGCACUCACUCUCAGCGGCGUUCACCAGCAGCCUGAGCACGAGCACCACCCUGCCCCGUUUCCACCAGGCCUUCCAGUAG
Molecule: messenger RNA, 1500 nt
Organism: Arvicola amphibius (Eurasian water vole)
Lineage: Eukaryota; Metazoa; Chordata; Mammalia; Rodentia; Cricetidae
Gene: Plag1
Product: PLAG1 zinc finger
Exons: 2
Coding region: 1-1500 (499 amino acids)
Source: RefSeq, a predicted model, not a curated record